AUGGACCCCCUCCCGCCCCCCGGCACCGCGCAGCAGCAAUUCCCAACUCCCCUCCAGCAGCCACCGCCGCCAACGCACCAGGUCACACUCGACGCACAGGGUCACACGCCCGCAGGUGUCACAGCCGCAAGCUUGCUGCCCUCCCGAGACCAGAUCCCGAGGCCGUACAAAUGCCCCCUCUGCCCUCGCGCCUUCUACCGCCUCGAACACCAAACCCGUCACAUCCGCACGCACACGGGCGAGAAGCCGCAUGCUUGUACUCAUCCCGGCUGCGAGAAACGUUUUUCCCGUUCCGACGAACUAACCCGCCACAUCCGCAUCCACUCGUCCGACCGCGGGAGGAAAAAGACUGCCCAGCAACAGGCUCAGCAGGCUGCUGCGGUGGCUGCUGGAGGAGCGCAGGGUGGAGGGGGGAAGAAGGGGAAGGGGAGUAGGCAGGCGAGUCCGGGAGAGGAGAACGACGACGCGACGGCUCAGGUGAACGCGGCUGCUGCUGCUGCUGCGGCGGCGGCUGCGAGUCCGUACGGCGCGCCGAUGAUGGGUUACCAACCCUACUACCCCCCUCCGCCCGGCUACCCAGGCUACGCCUACCCCGCCCUUCCAAUGUCCAUGUACCCCUACGGCUACCCCUCCGUCCCACCUCCGCCCUUGCCCUCCACAACCGGCGCCCAGACACCUCCGACCACCCAACCUUAUCCCGGGUAUCCGGGGAGUUAUACGCCGUAUGGGUACCCGCCGGCGCCGCAGCAGUUGCAGCAGCAGAUGCAGCAGCAGCAGGCGAUUGCGUCUCAGCAACAGCAGCAGCAGCAGCAGCAGCAGAUUCAGCAGGCGGCGGCCCUCCCUUCGCCUGGGACGGCGCAGCAGCAGCAAGUCCAGGCUGGAGCGGACGGGCGUCCUCUGAACGCGCUUGCGCUCGCGGCGGCGAGCGGGUUGCACGAGAUGGAGCGCGAGAGGGAGCGGGCCGAGCAGCAGGCUCAGCAGCAGCAAGUGGUGGACGACGUCAAGCCUCAGGUUGGCGGGUCUGCACCGGGCAGCGCGGCGGGAUCGAGUGCGGGAAGUACGCCGUAUGGCUCGUUCGACCCUGCGCAGGCUCAGCAGGCCAUGGCGGCGUAUUGGAGUAUGGCGGGUCAGCCUUAUGCGGCGUCGGCGUACCAGAACGCGGCGUUGCAGGCUCAGCAGCAGCAGCUUGCGGCUCAGCAGGCUCAGGCUCAGGCGGCGGCGUUGAGCGGGACUGCUCCGCGUCGUCCGGCGGGAGGUCACACCGCCCCUCCUCUCCUCCCGCAACACAGCGCGGCCCAAACUCCCGCAGACGAUCCCGCCUCGCGCCACUCGCACUCGCACGACCCGUCGCACCCGACCCACCAUGGCUCGUUGGCCCGCCACCAGCACCGUCACGCUUAUGCGCCGUACUCGCUCCCUUCGACCGCGGAUCACUCGCUCGCGAACUCGCCGGCUUCGAGUCCGAAACACACGUCGGAUGGAGCGGUCGUCGAUCACAACGUGGCGGCGGCGGCUGCGGCGGCGGCGGUCGGGCUUGCGGAUCCGCAUUCGGCCACGUCGAGCGGUACCUCCUCGCCUUUCCCUCCUCUCCACCCCGCCGCAGGACUCGUUCCCGGAAUCGGCAUGGCCUCGCAGCCCGGACACGGCCAACAACACGCGAUCGGCCAACUGCAGCAACAACUCGCGUACCAGCUUACGCCUUCGACGUCGCCCGUCCUCGGACCGCUCAAGGGCUUGACACUCAUGAGUGCGCAAGUCUCUCGCGCCCCUAGUCGCGCAACGAGUCCGGUCCAUCUUCCGCCCCUGCGCUUGCCCGGCGCCGAGGGAACGGGAACGAGCGGCGAUAACAGCGCCAGCAACUCGCGCGCUGCGACGCCCGACGCAAUCGAGGCGACCAAGCAUGGGCUCGACCACGGUCGCCACACCGCCUCGACGCACCUCCACCACGUCCGCGCGCACCCGUACCGCUCCCAACCUGGAAGUCCGGUCCUCGCCGCACAGGGGUCGAGCAGGCCUGGGACCGCGAGUCGUGGGUCGGGGCAGGGGCAGGUGAGCGACGAGCGUCAUGCGGCGUGCGGGUACGCGAGUCAGCCUGCCUCGGCGCCGAGUUCGAGGCCGACUAGUCCGGCGGCGGCGCAGCAGCAGCGUCAGCAGCAGGCUUUCGCGGCGCUUGGAGGGGUCGCCGAGGCGCCGAGGGAGUAG
Messenger RNA from Rhodotorula toruloides NP11, 2202 nucleotides. Its product is annotated as DNA-binding protein creA. The record is from RefSeq and is a predicted model, not a curated record. Gene Ontology annotation, cellular component: nucleus; cytoplasm. Gene Ontology annotation, molecular function: RNA polymerase II cis-regulatory region sequence-specific DNA binding. The coding region runs from base 1 to 2202 and encodes 733 amino acids. The transcript is spliced from 5 exons. NCBI's taxonomy places the organism in Eukaryota, Fungi, Basidiomycota, Microbotryomycetes, Sporidiobolales, Sporidiobolaceae.